UCUGGCGGUGGGUGGGUGGAGCCUUGGGGUACUGCACCUCCCACCCGCGGCAGGGCUCCAGGUGGCUGCGACUCUCGGCUUCUCACAAGUUGCUCCGCGUUCUCAGGGACCUGCUGGACAUGGCUUCGGCCUCUGUGACCGCCGCUAGACGAGGCCUCUGCCGAGCCCCUCCGCUGCUUCUCCGGCGCGGUUACCAGACAGAGCGUGGCGUCUAUGGCUACCCGCCAAGGAAGCCUGAGAGCCAGGGGCCCCGGGGUGGACUGGCGCGAGCCCCAGUGGACCAUGGCCUCGCCAGGUUGCUGACAGUGUAUUGUGAGCAUGGGCAUAAAGCUGCCCGAAUCAACCCCCUCUUCCCUGGACCAGCCCUGCAGGAGAACGUGCCUGAGAUCCAGGCCCUUGUGCAGACCCUCAAAGGCCCCUUUCACACCACAGGAUUAUUGAAUAUGGGGAAGGAUGAGGCCUCUCUGGAAGAAAUUUUAGCCUAUCUCAACCAAAUCUAUUGUGGGCAGAUUUCUAUUGAGACCUCCCAACUCCAGAGUCAGGAGGAGAAAGACUGGUUUUCCAGGAGGUUUGAGGACCUGACAAAGGAGACAUUUACCACAGAGGAGCGGAAACAUCUGUCAAGACUCAUGCUAGAGUCUCAGGCGUUUGACCACUUUCUGGCCACCAAGUUUGCUACUGUGAAACGGUACGGAGGUGAGGGCGCAGAGAGCAUGAUGGGUUUCUUCCAUGAGCUGCUGAAGCUGUCAGCCUACAGUGGCAUCACUGAUGUGAUUAUAGGGAUGCCCCACCGGGGCAGGCUCAACUUGUUGACUGGUCUUCUGCAGUUCCCACCAGAGCUGAUGUUCCGAAAAAUGCGAGGCUUAAGUGAAUUUCCAGAAAACGUCUUGGCCACGGGCGAUGUCCUGUCUCACCUGACCUCCUCAGUGGACCUGGACUUCGGGGCACACCAGCCGCUCCAUGUGACAAUGCUGCCUAACCCCUCGCACCUGGAGGCCGUGAACCCUGUGGCUGUGGGGAAGACUCGAGGGAGGCAGCAGUCCCGUCAGGAGGGGGACUAUUCAGCGGAAAGCUCUGCGCGGCCUGGGGACAGAGUCAUCUGCUUACAGGUUCAUGGUGACGCUUCUUUCUGUGGUCAAGGGAUUGUUCCAGAGACCUUCACUCUCUCUAAUCUCCCACAUUUCAGAAUUGGGGGGAGCAUCCAUCUGAUUGUCAAUAACCAGCUGGGCUACACCACCCCAGCAGAAAGGGGAAGGUCUUCUUUAUACAGCAGUGACAUCGGGAAGUUGGUGGGCUGCGCCGUCAUCCACGUCAAUGGGGACAGCCCAGAGGAGGUGCUCCGUGCCACCCGCUUGGCUUUUGAAUACCAACGCCAGUUCCGAAAGGAUGUGAUCGUGGACUUGUUGUGCUACAGGCAGUGGGGCCACAAUGAACUGGACGAGCCCUUCUUCACUAACCCUGCCAUGUACAAAAUCAUCAGAGCCAGAAAGAGUAUCCCAGACACUUAUGCCGAGCACCUCAUGGCCAAAGGCCUUACGACCCAGGAGGAGGUGUCAGAAAUCAAAGCCUCCUACUGUGCCAAGCUGAAUGGCCACCUGGUGAACAUGGACCAGUAUAGCCCCCCUGCUACCCACCUGCAAGCCCACUGGCAGGGCUUGGUACAGCCGGCCGCAUGUAUCACCACCUGGCAGACAGGUGUGCCCCUGGACCUGCUGCGCUUCGUGGGUGUCAAGUCUGUGGAAGUGCCUGAGGAGGUCCAGAUGCACAGCCACCUUCUGAAGAUGCACGCCCAGUCCAGAAAGGAAAAAGUACUGGAUGGAACCAAGCUAGACUGGGCCACGGCAGAAGCUCUUGCCUUGGGCUCAUUACUCGCUCAAGGUUUUAAUGUUCGUCUGAGUGGCCAGGAUGUCGGCCGGGGCACUUUCAGCCAGAGACAUGCCAUGGUUGUCUGCCAGGAGACUGACCACACCUACAUCCCUCUGAACCACAUGGACCCCGAGCAGAAGGGCUUUCUGGAGGUUAGCAACAGCCCACUGUCGGAGGAGGCUGUCCUAGGCUUCGAGUAUGGGAUGAGCAUUGAAAGCCCUCUGCUCCUGCCGCUCUGGGAGGCUCAGUUUGGCGACUUCUUCAAUGGUGCUCAGAUCAUCUUUGACACGUUCAUCUCUGGAGGUGAGGCCAAGUGGCUCCUGCAGAGUGGCAUUGUUGUCCUACUUCCACACGGCUAUGAUGGUGCCGGCCCUGACCACUCAUCCUGCCGCUUGGAACGCUUCCUGCAGAUGUGUGACAGCACCGAGGAGGGAGUGGAUGGAGACACAGUGAACAUGUUUGUGGCAAACCCCACGACUCCUGCCCAGUAUUUCCACCUGCUGAGGAGACAGAUGGUUCGGAACUUCAGGAAACCCCUGAUUGUUGCUUCCCCAAAGAUGUUGCUCAGGUUCCCGGCAGCUGUAUCCUCUCUUCAAGAAAUGGGACCAGGAACAACGUUCAAGCCCGUGAUUGGUGAUUCAUCUGUGGAUCCAAAUAAAGUAAAGAGCCUGGUGUUCUGCUGUGGCAAACAUUACUAUGCUCUGCUGAAGCACAGAGAGACCCUGGAGGCCCGACGUCAGAACUUCGCAAUCGUACGUAUAGAGGAGCUGUGCCCAUUCCCCUUGGACUCGCUGCAGCAAGAGAUGAGCAAGUACACGCAUGUGAAAGAUUUCAUUUGGAGUCAAGAAGAACCUCAGAACAUGGGUCCAUGGUUUUUUGUUUCUCCAAGAUUUGAAAAGCAGCUGGCCUGCAAGCUCCGUCUUGUGAGCCGGCCCCCUCUACCAACACCUGCUGUGGGCAUUGGCAAGGUUCACCUGCAGCAGCAUGAAGAAGUCCUCACGAAGACCUUUGCCUGAUGACAUCCUCAGAAGCAUUGCUACUUCCUUUUAAACCAACUGCCAUCAAAAGCAAAGACUGCUUCCUAUAUUUUUUUCUGCUUUCCCUUCAGUAACAUGAAAAGACUGGAUGCCAGAAGCUGAGAGAUUUCACACCCCAGAGGGUACCCAGGUUCAAGCCCUAACACUACAUGGGGGAGUCAUCAGACUGGGGGUGGGGCACUCCAGUGUUAUGGUGUCACUUCCUCUCCCCCUCUCUCUAUCUGAAAUAAAUAGAAUAAUAAGGUAGACCUCAGAAUGGUGAAAUCACACAUGCCUGAGGUCUAGGAGAAAAAAAAAAACAGGAGGAGGGAGGAGGAGGAAGAGGAUAAAUGCAAGGUGUUACAAAAUUGAGUUAGGUCUGAGUGAGUUAUAGAGUGAGGUCAUUAUUCAGAAUUUCCACUUGAUUUUUGGCUAUAUAAAGAUUAAUCCAAUGCUACCUCUCAAUUUGUUUGAUGUUCAUCACUUUUGUUAAUUUUUCACUUCAUUAUUCCAAGUCCUGGGACUACUAAUAUUUUCUUUUGAUAUAAUAUUUGGUGCUGCUUUCCUGCCACUGUGAGAAAUGUUACACCAAACACUAUAUCAAAAAUACAUUAUUCUUGACUUA
Messenger RNA from Erinaceus europaeus (western European hedgehog), 3507 nucleotides. RefSeq names its product dehydrogenase E1 and transketolase domain containing 1 (gene DHTKD1). Gene Ontology annotation, molecular function: thiamine pyrophosphate binding; oxoglutarate dehydrogenase (succinyl-transferring) activity. Gene Ontology annotation, biological process: tricarboxylic acid cycle. The record is from RefSeq and is a predicted model, not a curated record. The transcript is spliced from 17 exons. Lineage: Eukaryota; Metazoa; Chordata; Mammalia; Eulipotyphla; Erinaceidae. The coding region runs from base 120 to 2882 and encodes 920 amino acids.